Odobenus rosmarus divergens (Pacific walrus) is the source of this 571-nucleotide messenger RNA. RefSeq names its product CMRF35-like molecule 1-like. Gene Ontology annotation, cellular component: plasma membrane. The coding region runs from base 2 to 553 and encodes 183 amino acids. The transcript has 3 exons. NCBI's taxonomy places the organism in Eukaryota, Metazoa, Chordata, Mammalia, Carnivora, Odobenidae. Gene Ontology annotation, molecular function: transmembrane signaling receptor activity. The record is from RefSeq and is a predicted model, not a curated record.
UAUGUGGCUGCUCUCGGUUCUGUUCCUUCCCAUCGUCCAAGGCUCAUCUGUCCUCAAAGCAGUGUCCAAUGCAGUGAGUGGCCCAGUGCGGGGCUCCCUGACCGUGCAGUGUCGCUAUGGACCCGGGUGGGAGACCUACAGUAAAUGGUGGUGUCAAGGAGCCGAGUGGAAAAACUGCCAUAUCCUCGUUCAAACCGAUGGAUCAGAGCAGGAAGCGAAGGGUCACCAUGUGUCCAUCAAGGACAAUCAGACAUUGCACACGUUCACCGUGACCAUGGAGGAGCUCAGGUGGAACGAUGCAGACACUUACUGGUGUGGGAUUGAGAGAUCUGGAACUGACCUUGGGGUCGAAGUUAAAGUGACCAUUGACCCAGCCACCGUACAGUGUCACUAUGGCCCAGGGUGGGAGACCUACGUGAAGUCAUGGUGUCCGGAUGCUGAUUUGAAUAGCUGCACCAUCCUUGUUCAAACCACUGGAUCGGAGUUGAAGAACAACCGGCUGUCCAUCAAUCAGAAAAAGCACACAUUCUCCAUGACCAUUUGGGGCGAGUAAAACAACUUUUGAGAGCAA